This is a messenger RNA of Manis pentadactyla (Chinese pangolin), 600 nucleotides long. It is a transcript of the gene C9H1orf53, whose product is annotated as chromosome 9 C1orf53 homolog. The transcript is spliced from 3 exons. Bases 45 to 437 code for a protein of 130 amino acids. Lineage: Eukaryota; Metazoa; Chordata; Mammalia; Pholidota; Manidae. The record is from RefSeq and is a predicted model, not a curated record.
CCCCGCCGUCGCCUCCCGUGGCGGCCAGGCGGAUUCCCGCGCGCAUGGGCGCCGCGCUCCGGAGGACGCCCGCCGCGGCCCAGCCCCCGAAGCCUGUCUGGGAGGCAGCGCGGCUCCGACAGCAGCCCGGCGUGACCCUCGGCUCCGCCGCUGAGGGAGGCCGCCCGCCGGGCAGGCCGGACGCGGAGGAAGGGCUUCCGGCGAGCGGGGGGCUCACGACCGCGGAGCGGAGGGUCGCGGAGCUGCACGCGGCAGCCUGCGCGGCUGGCCAGCUGACCUACGUGGAUCCGGCCACUGGGCACGUGGUGCUCACAAAGCUCGCCCACUUGGAGAGAGGCGGAUGUUGUGGCUCUGCCUGCAGACAUUGUCCAUAUGGUCAAGUGAACGUUAAAGAUCCAUCUAAAAAGAAACAAUUCAAUUCAUAUUUUUAUGUUUGACCACAAAUUCAUCUCUGUUUCACCUUCUAGCUGAGACUUUAUUUUAAAAAAAUAAAAUAAAACCCUAAUCCAGAAUGCUCUGUGGGGUGCUAGUCCUUGAGCACUAGUUUAAUCUUAAGUACAUAUAUUAAAAGAACAUCAAUAAAAUGAAAAAGCUAGCAAA